Messenger RNA from Varroa destructor (honeybee mite), 911 nucleotides. RefSeq names its product protein FAM177B-like. The record is from RefSeq and is a predicted model, not a curated record. NCBI's taxonomy places the organism in Eukaryota, Metazoa, Arthropoda, Arachnida, Mesostigmata, Varroidae.
UGUACACGAAGUAACGUGGGAGAUCUGGGAAGUCAGGUCCAGUUCUAUCGAAUUCAAUAACUAUUCGUGCAGCUACAAUAAUUUUUGCAGCGGGUGCUAUAUUCGAUUCGCUAAACCUUUGCCCAUUUAGGUCCACGCACAUAAAUAAUGUCUAGUCAAGCUGUUGAUACGCCAGAAGUGCAACUAGGAUUCAAUGGCGGGGAUACCGCAGACGCUGAAAAAGGCAUAUCAACAAAAACCCCGCGCAGAGUAAUUCACUUCCAAGACGGUGACGAACUUGAAGAAUAUUCUACGGAAGAAGAAGGGGAAGUGGACCAGCUGGAUAUUACAAUACAACGGAUGGCCUUAAUGGAUUGGAAGUCGCUUCCAUGGAGCUCGUACCUCUUGAAUAUUGGUGUUUUCGGCUUUCUUAAAGCUUUUAAGACAUUAGAGUACGCAGGUGAGGUGUUGUCCUAUAAAUUAGGAAUUACUACUCCAAAAUAUCAAUCAGAGAUUGAAGAGGCCGCAAGAAUGGAGGCUGAAGAGGAAGAGGAACGGAAGCGAGCUGCGAAAGACGCAUCUUGGGGCGUGAAUACAAUUGCAGAACACGAAGUUUCUUCUGCGCCGUCAGUGACGCCGGUUCAUCGUUUGCAUGAUUUUAUGCCAUCGCCUAUCGCUAGUUCUACGCCAGUUCCGUAGGUCGAGACGAACAUGGAACACAUCCUGUUUUAUACUGAUUCCCAGCCCACUUAAAAGCCUUUAGGUUUGUGUUCUUUACACCAUGAGUCAAUUAUUUCGAGUAUGUGCAAAAUGAUACUGGAAUGACUUUACAUUUAUAAGGUGAAAAUCUACUGACAUAUCUUUUACCGUAUUAGAUAUACUUAAUAGUUAAAAAGUUUCGGGCUAUUGGUCUGCGGCAUUUAUAUCAUAAU